Molecule: messenger RNA, 3728 nt
Organism: Heteronotia binoei (common prickly gecko)
Lineage: Eukaryota; Metazoa; Chordata; Lepidosauria; Squamata; Gekkonidae
Gene: PIP4K2A
Product: phosphatidylinositol-5-phosphate 4-kinase type 2 alpha
Exons: 10
Coding region: 254-1468 (404 amino acids)
Biological process (GO): phosphatidylinositol metabolic process
Molecular function (GO): phosphatidylinositol kinase activity
Source: RefSeq, a predicted model, not a curated record
AGCGGGGCCAUUUCAGUGAGCGGCAGCGGCGCAGGCGGCCCGGCCAGGAUGCGCUUGGCAUCGUCUUGCGGCGGCACUCGCAGCUGCGGCAGCGCCUGUGACGAGCCCGCCGCUUCCCCUCUCUUGCCGCAGCUGCUCUGAAGCCCGCCGUGCGGCCCGUCUGUCGCCUCGGCGUUGCCUGCGGCGGGUCCGGGGGGCUCAGCCUCGCCUCCUCUCUUCGUCCCUGUGUGGCUGCUUCUCCUCCUCGGCUCCCAUGGCGGCGGCGGGCAACAUCGUGUCCGUUAUGGCGAGUAAAACCAAGACCAAGAAAAAGCAUUUCGUGGCCCAGAAAGUCAAGCUCUUCCGGGCCAGCGACCCGCUCCUCAGCGUUCUCAUGUGGGGGGUGAACCACUCGAUCAACGAGCUGAGCCAUGUUCAGAUCCCUGUUAUGUUGAUGCCGGAUGACUUCAAAGCAUAUUCAAAGAUCAAAGUGGACAAUCACCUUUUCAACAAGGAAAACAUGCCAAGCCAUUUCAAAUUCAAAGAAUACUGUCCUAUGGUAUUUCGCAAUCUGCGUGAGAGAUUUGGAAUUGAUGAUCAGGAUUUUCAGAAUUCUCUGACAAGAAGUUGUCCGCUUGCAAACGACUCUCAAGCUCGCAGCGGCGCCCGGUUCCAUACCUCUUACGACAAAAGAUACGUCAUCAAAACGAUAACAAGCGAAGAUGUAGCAGAAAUGCACAACAUACUGAAGAAAUACCACCAGUAUAUAGUGGAGUGUCAUGGAAACACACUGCUUCCCCAGUUUUUGGGCAUGUACCGGCUUACUGUUGAUGGAGUUGAAGUAUAUAUGAUUGUCACAAGAAAUGUAUUCAGCCAUCGCUUAUCUGUUUAUAGAAAAUAUGAUUUAAAGGGUUCUACAGUAGCAAGAGAAGCCAGUGACAAGGAAAAGGCCAAAGAACUGCCAACCUUCAAAGACAAUGACUUCAUUAAUGACGGUCAAAAGAUUCAUAUUGAUGAAGCCAACAAAAAGAUGUUUCUCGAAAAGCUUAAAAAGGAUGUUGAGUUCCUUGCUCAGUUAAAACUCAUGGAUUACAGUUUGCUGGUUGGAAUUCACGAUGUUGAAAGGGCAGAACAAGAGGAGGUUGAAUGUGAAGAGAAUGAUGAAGAUGACGGGGAAAGUGAUGGAGCUCACCCUACUGGAACCCCUCCUGAUAGUCCAGGAAAUACACUGAAUAGCUCACAGCCUUUGGCGCCAGGAGAAUUUGAUCCAACUAUUGAUGUUUAUGGAAUAAAAUGCCAUGAAAAUGCACCUAGAAAGGAAGUUUAUUUUAUGGCCAUCAUUGAUAUUCUUACUCACUAUGAUGCAAAAAAGAAAGCUGCUCAUGCUGCAAAAACCGUCAAACAUGGCGCAGGUGCAGAGAUUUCCACAGUUAACCCCGAACAGUAUUCAAAGCGAUUCUUGGACUUUAUUGCCAACAUUUUGACGUAACCUAUCUUGUUCCACUGGACAGAUACAAGGUCUGGGAACAGCAGCAAUGGCUGCAAGUGUGUAAGGGACAAAAGCUUCUUUUAAAAAGGAACUCUCAAGUGCUAUCUUGCAGAAGGCGGCCCCCUUGGUUUACAUCUGCUGGCCAUGAUGACUGACUGGGGUGAAAUAUUCGCUUUAACAGCUGCCAGAUAUGCUCAGCAUAGUUCUAGCUAUUUCUGGUGUGUGGGUGCGUGUGUGUGUGUGUGCAGAACCCCCUACAAAUAUAAAUUAACUAACUAAUAACAUAGAUCAGCAUUUUACUUGGUGUGUAUUGCAAGCUGCAACACUCCAGAUUCUAGCUGAAAUGGAACGAAUGGGCCAAGGAUUGAAGGGGAAGGAAAGAAGGAUGUGCAUGUUAAGUCCCACAAUAUUGGUAUCAAGCUGUAAACUGUGGAUCAGUUUCUGUUUUGAAUGGAAAAGUGCAAGACAGUAUUGUUGGUGGUGAUGAUGAUGAUGACAACCUUACAGCGAAUGCUCCACUUAAAACAGCCUUGCAUGUUGGCACUCUUCAAGAAUAGCGGCAACAUUGUAAGCUCCAUGUGCUGGAAGCUCUGCUUUUGGCAUCUUUGCAUUUUUGGUCUUUUCUCUUGUUUUUUUUUAAUUGGCCCAUCACGACAGGGAACAGUCUUCCAGCAACUCAGAGGUAUGUCUCUAGUUUUACCAAGACCUAAUGGCAUAAUCAUACUCUGUGUGGGUUUUGUUUUGAUUUUUUUUAAACAAGGGGAAAAGUAUUGCCGAGGGGUGGGGGUUAGGGAUAGACCAUUGUCAUACCAUGUGGAGAUCUACAUUGUAUGUUUAUCAUGUAGGAACUGAUUGUGCUAAAAAGGAAAUCAAGAACACUUUUAAAGAUGAGUUGCCUCAUUUGGAAGCAACAAGUAGCAUCAUUUUCGCCACAUAAACAAAAGGAUAGGAAGCCUAUUCACCUGUGACUGAUCAAAACUAGAACCUUUUAAAUGCUUACAUUGUGCUGUUAUAUUUUUUUUAAAAAAAUUACUUUUUUUAAAGCCCUAAAUUUUUACUGUUUACAUUAAUAGGAAAACAGGGAUGCUUUUGAGUUUGUGCACAGUAUGUGAAUACAAAGUUUACAUGUAAAGUUAUUUUGCAGUGCAGAUGAAGUAAUAUCUUGAAGUGUAACACGCAGUAAAUGUACUAAAGUGAAUUUUUCACCCACCUCCAUGAUAGAAAAUCUUUUACAAUAAACGGUGACAGAUUAUUUUUAAGUGUAUUAGGUGGGCUUUUCCCCUCUCCAUUACCUUAAUAACUUGCUUUGUGUUUCUCCAAAUUCUGUUGUAUAAUUCAUUGCCUAAAAAUGUGCUGUCACCUUAUAAGUAACCUGUUUAAAAACUUCUUAUAAUCAGUUUUGGGGAACAGGUUCCAACCUACUAAAAGGACAAAAUUAGAAAUGCUAUAUAUAUAUAUAUAUAUUCUCUACUUACACUGUGCUAAAAUUGUGCCUUUUUACAAUUCUGUUUCAACAUUCACAAGCAACUCAGAAAAAGAAAAAGAGAUCAUAUUUUCCCCUUGUUAAGGUAUAACUUAGCCCUGGAGUGCCAGGUUGCCUUCUCCAAUAACUUAACGCCAGCGCUGUUAAGGCUGCAACUUGUAUCAUGUCUGUAGUGUUUGACUUCAUAGAGCGCUGAUAAACUAGCAGCUGAUCUUGCUAUUGUAUGCGGCCAAAGGCAAUACCAUCCUUAUUACUCUGUACAAAUUUUUUUAACAUGGUUUUGUUACCCUUCUAGUGUAGUUAACUGUACUGUUACAUAUGUGUACAAUUCUGAACUCUUAUGUAUUUAAGUUGACAACUGUGGCUUGACUUCUGUUUUGUUUUGUUUUUUUACUUCCUUUCCCCAUACGUGCACACCCCAUUUAUCUCUGGCACCAUGUGAAUGUUUUUUUAAAAAAAAUUUCUUACAAUACACAGUGGCUACUUAAGGUAUGAUGAGUCUGCAAAGGACAUCACUGGGAAACAAUGAGGUACACAUACAUUUAAAAAGAAUAAAUAUUCUAUUGUAGCCAAUUAGCGUAUGCUUUUUAUGAGCUAACUACAACGCCUUCAUUUUCCUGUCUGUAACAGUCACUUUUCACCUAUGACUGUUGGAUGAAACUGUUCGGGGAGAGGGGGGGAGGAAGAUCCCACACUGUAUUGCCUAGUUAUAAAAACACACUCCAAACAUGACUAAGGCUUUAUAAAAUAAAGCACUUUUAUGACUUGCUAGGAAAA